AUGGCGGUCAAACCUCUUGUCCGGCCAAGUGAUGUCAGUGUGCAGACGUUGGUGAUGCCACUUCCUCACGAUGUCGAGAUGCCAUUACGUGCAAAUUCCAAGUCAAGACGACGACGCGCUAGUACGAAUAAAACCAGCAAAACUGCGCCCAAACUAGACACGAAUGCCAAGCUUAACCGUCCAGACAGCUCGCGACUGACUCAACAGCAAAUGCAUAUAUGGGAGCCAGUACUCACGCUUGGGUUGUCAGUUGGAAUUUGCUUUACGCUAGCAGUGCUGUGCAUUGGCCUUGGAACAGUUAUUGUCAUCACGUCCAGUGCACUUACAACUUUGCGUGUUGUUUACGACGGUGUUGAAGAGGCUCAAGCGAUACAAACAGAUGGUAAUCUAACCAAGCACACGAAUUGCCAUCUUGAGUCUUUAGAUGACGCUAAUUCGUUUCAUGCCGAUCACACAUGCUACGUGCACUUAAAACUUCCAAAUGAUCUUAAAAGUCCCGUGCGUAUUUUCUACGAGCUGGAUGGGUACUACCAAAAUCACCGUCGCUUCGUCUCUUCAGUUAUUCGCACGCAAUUCACAGAUGAGUGGCGUCCAGAAACUGCUACUUCUACGCUCGAAUGUUAUCCGUUGAAAACAAUUACAUCGGAAUUGUGUACUGUUGGUUUGUGCGAACCUGCUUCGUCCGCCAGACAACGAGAACUUUUUCCUUGCGGUAUCGUUGCAAAUACCCUAUUUAAUGACAUUUUCUGGCUGCACGACGGGCUAUUACCGUCUGGUGAAAAACUCUCGUUAACUGAUAUGACAUCAAAAGGCAUCACUCGUUCUUAUGCGGCACAUAACAACAAAAAUCCAACAUGGAAUGUGUCUUCUGAUAUUUUUCUCCCUGUGUGGUUGAAUCCAAACAUGAGUCGCAUUAUUCCGCCACUGAUAGGAGAAACAGCUCCACAUAUCACUCCAAAUUAUACAAAUAGUACUGCUUGGGUUCAUGACGCUCUGGACCCAGACUUUGGUGUCGGUGUUGGCCUUGAGAAUGAAUUUUGGCGCGUAUGGGUCGAGGGUGCCGCCUCGCGUCCAUUUCGCAAGCCGUAUGGACGUAUUGAGCGCGAUCUUCCAGCUGGUACAAUGCUCACAUUUGCAGUACAAUCGAAUUUUUUUGUAGGAUCCUUUGGCGGCUCAAAGGCACUCGUGCUUGAAGAAGUUGGGUGGUUUGGAAGUACUAAUUACAUUGUGGGAGGAUCCUUUCUUGGUAUCGGCGCUGUAUUUGCUGUUGCUGGCAUCGUUUUUACUGGUCGAAAGCUUUAUAAUUCUCGUACUCUCGGUGAUGCAUCUGCACUAGCAUGGAAAAGGAAUUUAUAA
Messenger RNA from Plasmopara halstedii, 1356 nucleotides. RefSeq names its product protein kinase. NCBI's taxonomy places the organism in Eukaryota, Oomycota, Peronosporomycetes, Peronosporales, Peronosporaceae. The record is from RefSeq and is a predicted model, not a curated record. Gene Ontology annotation, cellular component: Golgi apparatus; endoplasmic reticulum; plasma membrane. The transcript has a single exon. Bases 1 to 1356 code for a protein of 451 amino acids.